UUUCGCUAUGGCACCGACGGUAAAUUGCCGUCAGAAAAAUUAUCAAAAAUCCACCUUUCUUACAAAAAUCUGGUGAUUAAAAAUACGGAUAUGACAGAGACGCAAUCGGAGCAGGCAGGGGCCGCAAGUCGGCUGUCCGUUGAAGCGAAGGUUUUCAUUCCCGUCAGUCCCGAGAUGAACGAUGGCUCACCAGCGUGUAGUGAUAUCCCCGAGUACAUGACCAAUUGCUACCCUUUUGUUCAGACGGACCCAUACGCACAGAAUGCCGCUCAAUGGCCAAACCAGCAACCUCAGAGCGGCAGGGGCCGGGGACGAGGCCACAUGCGAGGGGCCCCAGCGGGGCAUUACACCAGCUACGCGUCACCCUACGGAAACUUCCAACCACAGUUCAGCAUAUCGCCUGUGAUAGCACCUGCUGCCCCCUAUCAGCCAGUCCUGGAACCACCGUACCCGAUGAACAUGAAUUUGGCUCCUCCGCAAAUAGGUCAACCGACGCCGUUCACGAACGCCCAAGGAGUUUUCGACGGUGGGCAGGCGUUUUUGGCGGCUUUGAAUCAGAGUUCAGAACCUCAGAAGCGGGGACAGUGGAACUCGAAUAGGGGCGGGGGCUCACGGUCAAAUAGUCGAGGAAGUAGGGGUGGAAGGCGGAAUAAAAACAACAACAACAAAUCAGCAGACAAUCCAGGGAAGGUGAGCGUUGGAAUUCAGAAUGAGGUUAGCGGGCCGGGCGGCGGUAAUAACAAGAAGAAACAGCGAAAAAGGAUCAUCAUUUUGCUGGAUAUUGCCAUACAGACAGACUUCAACGAUGAGAUCGCCAAUCUGACGUUAGCAGAGCGGCCAAACUCAUUAUUUCAAAUAAAAACAAAGCAGAGAGCGCGACGGAAAGCGUCUAAUAUCCCGACGAACACUUCGACCGAUUCGGAAGAGGAGGUCGAUUCGGAUUCCGGAUAUAGCUCUCCGCUUCACCGGCGGAAUCUGACAUCAUCCGGUACUCACCCUGUUAACUCUCUUUUAAGCAUUGUGCCAUCACCUAGUUCAGACUCUACCCAACAGGGUGCGUUUUCAAUAUCGCCGGCCACCAAGGAUAAAAUUUUCAAAAAUCAGACGAGUUUGUUGUUGGAAAUACCCGCUGGUGGGCCACCUGGUGGGAAUAAUGUACAAUAUGUGAAUCCGGUAACUAUAGUGCCAUCUAGUGCGGGUAUAUCAAACUAUAAUUCUGCCCUAUCUGCGGGGGAUGCUAGUGCGUAUGGGAAAAUGUCGUACGCGAGCGCCAUCAAAGCUCCACCUGUGGUGAAAGUGGGUACUAAUUCAAGUGCGAAUAAUAACGUGACGCAGGUUGGUGCGGAAAACGACAAUGAUCUCACAAAGAAGAAGCGGAAACGAAAACGAAACCGGAAACGCAAAAAGAAAAACGGACUCGAAGACGAUGAAAAUACGGAGGAUACUAAUACGCAAAAUCCGGACAUUUCGAAAUCAACAAAACAGGAUCAACCGGAAUCGGAGUUUCACUCGGCGAAUCCGCGUGCGUCGUUUGACGCGCUGACGACAGAAACGGCGCCAUUGCAUUUUGAGGAUGAGAACGAGUUCCCGGGAUUGGGACCGGCCGCGGGUACGGAGCCAAUACGAGCGCUGACCUACAGUGAUAUACUGCAAACGACGAGAUGGCCUUAUGUGUCGCCAGUGGUCCAGAAAGCAUGGCAGAUGAACGAUGAGGAGAAGGCCGCCUGGCGGACAGCUCAGUACGCGGAGAAUGCCAAGUCGGCCGAUGAUCAGGGCAGCGACGAUAGUGGAGAAGGGGAUAAAUCAGCCUCAGCCAAAGAAAACAAAAUCGCACGCAAACGUCGCAAGAGGCGGGAAAUGGCCAACAUCGCCGCGGAGCGAGAACUGAUGGAGAUAUCGUUAGAACAACAAUUCUUGAAGGAGAUCGGCCCCAAGGCAACGAAGGCCACACCUCCACAAAACACGGGGAAGAAAUCAAAACAGCCCAUUGCGUUGAAUAUUGCAGAGAUGAUAAGUGCUCUGGAGAACACCAAAACGAAAAAACCCGAACCAGCCAAAAAGGAAAAAGUCCCAGAAGUUAAGAAGACAGAAUACGAAACAAUCCUGAACGUCCUUGAUGGAGCGGCCCCGCAGAUGAAACGCGGGAAAGAACGGGAAAAUCCCAAGCUGAAGAAGCCGAGUACUCUGAAGAAGGUGAUCCUGAAGGAACGUGAGGAGAAGAAGAAGGCACGAUUGUUCGAGGAUCCGGAGAUGGUCAACCCAGAUUAUACCGGGAUACCGAUGGGGGAGGAUUUCUCACAGGAAGUGAAAGAUGGCGCCGUAGAGGAAGACAUCAAGGACAUGUCUUACCGGAAUAGCAAAAAGUCCCUUAGCUCAAUGAAGAAGAUGAUUCUGACGGAGAGACGACGUGCUGGUAUUCUCAAGGGCGUCGACUCUGACAUCCUCGUCUAUCCGUGUUACGGCUAUUUAAAACUCGGCGAUCCGCAGAACAACUUCGAGGACGCCGCACCUGUUAACCCGUAUCUUACUGGUUUCUGGGUCUCCUGCAAUGGGCCGGGCAGUAACGGUGAUCUAUCGCAGGACACUGGUUUAGCCUACGGUAUGAGUUCGAAGACAUCUGAUAUGUUCACGCCAGCCAGUAAUGACAUGUCUCCAAUUUCACAAAAUUCGCCGAUCAGCAUGAGCCCACUGUCGCCCGGAUCGCCACUGAGUUCAGGGGUGAACUCUCCGAUUGCUGGAGGCCUGAAUCUAACCAAGUCAUCGGCGGCAUUGAAACUCCACAGUCGACGAUUUAGAGAGUACUGUAACCAGGUGAUAGACAAGGACAUUGAUGACUGCUGUACCCUCCUGCUACAAGACCUCGUUCGAUUCCAAGACCGUCUCUACCACAAAGAUCCCGUCAAAGCCAAGUCGAAACGCCGUAUCGUUCUCGGUCUUCGUGAAGUCGCCAAACAUCUCAAGUUGAAGAAAAUCAAAUUUGUGAUUAUUUCGCCGAACAUGGAGCGAGUUAAAGCGAAAGGAGGCCUUGACGAUGCCCUAAACAACAUCAUCCACAUGUGUACUGAACAGGAGGUGCCAUUUGUCUUUGCCCUCGGCCGUCGGGCCUUGGGGCGGGCGUGCGCCAAGCUCGUGCCUGUCAGCGUCGCUGGAGUUUUCAAUUACGAAGGUUCGGAGGAAAACUUCCACAAGCUCAUGGAACUGACAAAAGAUGCGCGUCAGCAGUACGCGAAGAUGGUCAAAGAGAUGGAGGCUGAGGAGGUACAUCACUUGAAGAACCUCUGUAAUCAACCUGUUUACGCCCACAUGGGUCACUCUCGUACCCCCUCAGGCUGCAGCGGCAUAUCGUUCGCGAGUUCCUUACUGUCGGAGCCGAUAUCUGAAAACGACAACGACUAUGAUGUCAGGAAAGUGGACGACAAGAGCCCGAGUUUGCUUGCGCCGAAAGAUCGCCGUCAGUACCUGACACAUUCACGUAACUCGAGUCUCGGGAAGGUUUCGAUCGCUGAAUCGAUCGACGAAGGGAAUGAAGCAGACACGGAGGAAUUGAACGACGCCAUGUUGAAACACAUGAAUAUCAUUCUGGAUAAAGACGACCCGCUGAAUUCGAAAAUCGACUCGAAGAUUGAUUUGGUGAAUUCUGGGAAGUUAGAUGGCGAAAGUGGCGAUGUUAAGCAGGACACCCUGAAAGUGAAAUCGGGGAGUUUGAGUUGUUUUAAAGAGGACACUGGUGGCGCCACUGAGGAGUUUGAUGACAAUGAUAACGACACGGUCGAGGAGUUACCGCAUAUUGACUCCAUUCAUAAUUUAUGCGGAUUGGACAAUAACACUGAGAUGCUCUCGCAGCAUUCGGAAGUCUUGUCGACACAUUCAUCAAAAACUCUCGGGGCCACGACCCCGAUAAAGGGGAGCACCACACCCGUUGACCAUCAUUCCGACCCCGAACUGACCCCACUGAGCCUGACCCAACGAAUCAAAUCACUGGAUAAGGAACGUAUUGAGUCGUGGGUUGAGGAGGCGAAAACGUGCAUUCAAGAUCUGAAAAUAUCAGAGAGUGACAGUGAGUUGACAGUGGGGGAGGGGACUGAUGUGGAUUCUUGAGGGAGGGGUUGUGAUUGUUAGGAGAGCCAAUGGUACAUUUGAGGAUGUACUUCAAAUACUGAGGAGGCUGUUCCAUUGAUUGUUUUCAUUCCUGUGUAUUCGCUUGGAAAACAGAGAUGGAUAAAUGAGAGGGAAGGCUUGUAUGUGUUGGAACAGCGGUUUGAUCACACGAUGCUGUACUUCAAUACGUAAUCAGGCUGUUCCACCUAUUGUUCUCCUACCCUUGGUUUAAGCUUGUAAUUUGGACUAGACAGAUCUGAAGUGGUGUUUUUGGUGAAGAGAACUAAAAUGCAUUAUGAGGGAGGGAUUUUGCUUGAUGGAACAGCCUCUGAAGUGCUCCAAUUUAGCGAUAAAACAACUGUCUGGUCUUUCUCUCAGUGACAAUGAAUUUGGCAAGUCUGCCCAGAUUCCCAUAGAAAUUCUUAUCACUAUUUUUAUCACGAUUAUUUAAUUUUCAAUGUAGAUAAAUGUUCAGUUUUACAUUGCUGCGCUUGUUUUGAAUUAUGAAUACUGCAUGGGUCCGAUUGUCUUGUGAGAAGACGCCAAUGUUCGCCUGGAACUGGAGUUAUUGAGUUCACCAAAAAGACUGCUUUCUGAUUCUCAAAUUGCCAAACAGCAAAAAUAGUUUUCGUCGCUAAAAUUGGUACCGUCCACUGGACAAACAUUGUGAUAGAAGAUAAUAUUGAUACGUAGGAGGGAGUUUUGUUGUUGGAACAGCCGUUGCUGUGCUUAGUCACAUGUGCACCAAUGAUGAGAAGCUGUUCCAUCAUUUGGUCACGUUCCCUGUUGUUGAUCUGGGGAAGAGGUUUGAUAAAUCGAACAGCCUCUUUGGUAUAGUUGUGUAUACUCAUCAAGUGGUUUAAUGCCGUUCAAUCAGUUGUUCUUCUCCCCUUGUCUUAGUAGAUAAUAUUGAUUUGUGUGUUUUAUUUAUUCAGUCACUCUCAACUAGACUUGAGCUGUUCAUAUUUUAGUUUGGUGCUCAAAAACUCUAAACGGUCUUCUGGCGAGUGUCUAUGAUUCAAACCGUCAUGGCGGCUUGCUUGAUAAUAAUUCCAGCAAUUUUUCCUGUCUCCGUGAAGGUGUCCAUCCAAUCGGGGGAAAAAACCCUCUUAUUCAUCCUAGACUUCCUAGUUUAUUUAUCCCAGCCUUCCAACCCUUGAAUAAGAAAAUGGACCAAUCAAUUGAUCAGUUUAGCACUGUGAUGGGAGGUCCUAUUUUAUCAAAAGGGGGGUAAUUGUUGAGAAAGUGACACACAUCCGAAUAAUAAUUCAUUGCUUUGAAAACUAAAAAAGGUAUCUAACGACAAUAAAAUGAUGGUAGGUUCAAAUCAAAUGCCAGGAAUAACGCUGCCUUGAUAGCAUGGGAAUGAAUUUACAGACGGACAUAUGUGCCACCUUCUCAACAGUUGCCACUUGGAUGCUGGUCUAGUUCUUAUAGCUAUAUCUUUCAGUAGUCUGUUGUAGGUUUUCGUGAUUUUAUUUUACAGAAUGUCCCAAAAAAAAUAUGUUAAUUGUGCACUUAUACAGUACAGGGUGUGGCAAAAAAUAUCUUGCAGUGCUGGUUUGCUUGAAUGGUGUUUGCAGUACCGUUGACAUGAAGUCCUGACGCUACUAUUGAAAUGUAUUUCACUGAAGGAGAUAUGGGCUCGUGUUUAUCUCGAACACCCAUUAAGCAACUGGGUCCAGACAGAUGACACGAGUUAUAGUAGUAUGCUGACAGACACAUGAUCGAGAGGGCAUGGGUUUGAUUCUAAAGUUAUCCUUGCCAUGUUGUGAUCGUUUGUGGGAUUUUUUGUGACACCCUGUAAGUCUUAAACAGCCAAUACUCAAUGUUCAUAUCACUCGACUCAAGUGUCACUAGGCCCUGUCAUCUCGGUCACAGUGGCGAGGCAAUUUGUAAAUCGUCUGUUUUAUAGGGUGUUAUACGUCUACAGAUUUCACAAAUAACCUCAACUUGAUAAAAUAUGUUUUCCGCGGGCGGGGGGUCAACGCACAUACAUUUACCCCCAAAUUGUGGGAGUGGAGGGGCUGGGGGUAUAUGAUGUUAGCAUCAACGUCACAGUGGAUUGGUUGUGGAUCAUUGUCAGACCACAAACAAGUAGGCCUACUUGGGUUCCUCCUGAUCUAGUAGGUCAAUUCCCCCCCCCUCACAGUUGUCAUCUUUCUAUAAAUUAUUUUUAGGUUACUUGGUUUGUUGUGUUUGUAGAUUUAGGAAUUUUUGUCGUUUCUUUUCAACAUAUUACGUCUGAUCAACUGGGAUCAUUUUCAAACCAACACGGAAAAAAACUGGAGUAGCAUUUUCGAGUAGAUGAUUAAUCAUCCUUUGCUGUUGGCUUUACCUCAAUUGACGCUGCUUUCUAUGUCUAUAACUCACCCUGGAGAAUCGGCAGCCACCGCUCCGAGGGCUGCCACCUCUCUGAGUCUUAUCUACUCUCCGAGUGAAUCAAGCCUCAUAUGGAAGCCAACCCGUAACUCCUUUGGUGUCCUGGCAAAGCCAGGCCAAACUGUAAGGGUCCAGUUCAAAGUUAGACUUCAAUUUGUAGCUGGAUUCACUCGAAGAGGUGGUUACCCUUACCUCGUAGAUGUGGGCACCACUCGGAGAGCGUGUUGCCAAUUCCCCAGCGUGGAGCUUCUGGAUAAAUUUUAUAAAAGGCAAUUCAAAUUACAUGUAGCUAUGAAAAUUUGACAGCCUGGGCACAUGCUUCAAAUUUAAUAUAAAAUCUAUGUUUAGUGGACACGUGUGUGAUAUUAUAGUCAAAAUAUACAACUUUAUCAAAAAAAUGUGCAAAAUGCCACAGUAUUUGGCCAAGGUUGUCCAAAGACUCAUUUUCAGUCAAAUGCUAUAAAGUGUCUAAAUAUAGUUAUUACGUUUUUCCUGUACUAUUAAGUUUUGUGUAUGAUGUACAACCCUACGUGUUGAUAAUUUGUGAUGAGGAUGAAUUGGAAACGCUGCUUAUGAAAACAGAAACAGUUAAUAUGCAUACUUCGUGGUACGGAAUAAAUUUCAGGCCAUAAAUGUCUGCAGAUUGCGACUUUCAAUCGCCCAAUUUGACGGGCGUUGUUUUUUCGCUGAUUUCAUGAAUAAUUGCGAUGUGCGCAAAUAAAAAUUGCCAAAUUUUUUUUUGAUUGGAAAAACUGAAAGAAGUCAUGUACUUUGCCAAAUAAAAAUUAUAAAAUCUUGAGGUUUGUUACAAAUUUUUAGAAAAGGGUGUAAAAAUUUUGCGAUUUAUUGUGAAGCUUGCAGGUUGUAGCUGUUUAUACUUCAGUCCUGAGUUUCAGAGUACGGGUUGUCUCAAAAAACAUGCGAGGAUGGAGCUGAAAUGUCGACCUAAACCAAGGGUCUUGCUAAGGCUGUUUGGGACAAAAGGACAGCUCCAUCUGGGCAGUGUUUGGUAAGGGGAGCUUUUUCGACAGUGAGGUAUCAAUUUCUAUUGUAAAACAACGCAACCUACAUUGAAAAUUGCAGUCGGACAGUAAAAACAACAUGAACUGUGCUUAGCAUAAUUAUCCAUUAUUUAUGAAUGAAUUAAUAUACUAAUGAGAAAAGAAGGAAUGAAAUGAUAUUCGAGUUAUUUUCCAUACUACCGUUACUGGAUGUGACAUAACUUGAUGUGACCUGCCUGGACUUUAAUAUCUGUGCAUCUCGGAUUUAGAAUUUUGUGAUGCCUUGUUCAUUUUCCAAUAUUUAUUGUUUAUUUAUUUCACGCAGCCAAGUUGUCAUCAAGGUCUUAUCAUGUGACUUUUGCGGAAGUAUUCUAAAAAGCCCUUUUUGUCGGCCAUUUUGGUUGCGAAAAUAGUCGUGUAUGCCAUGGCACAGAAACAAGGAAGUCAUACCCUCAAAUGUUGAGACUUCAAUUUUGACCAAAUUGUGGGGUUAUCUAUCAACCCUUUCACCCCUUAGGUCAAAAAUGGACUUUUCAGUGCAUUGGAUUUAUUUAGUAUCGGGACAAGUCCAUUUUUGACCAGGGUAACCUUGUGCUUUGUCAGCAAUUUCUGACGCAAGCUCGAAACAAGGGAGGGUGUUCAGUCAGCGGGACAGCCAAAACACAUGUUGAAAGUUGUAUUUGGCCCUGGGUAGGCUGUUCUGUCUUUGAUUUUCAUUCCUUAGUGUAGGUAGAUUGUGUUUCUCAGACACUCAUCACAAAGGUAAAUAGAAUAUAUGUCAAUCAAACUUGGUUGCACAGGGUGUUACGAAAUCAUGCAGACAAUUUGCCUUUUGAUAAAUAUAGGGCAUUGUAGGAUUUUAUAUGGAAAAUUGUCUUGAUUUGUGAUAUAUAGACUGCUUCUUGUGGAAAUCAUGGUCCGUGUUGCAAGAUAUGUCGGUUGUUGUCAGUGGAUUCUUAUUGGCUUAAAAACCUUCUCAAGGCGACGUUUGUGAAAAGUCGCUCUAGAUUCGACCCGAACCAAUUGUUAUUAAAAAGCGCAUCACAAACAAGCAAUUGGUAUUGCCCGCCAUCUACCCGCUAUUUUCUCUGAAGCAGCCAUUCACUUAAUAAGCGAAUAUUUGAGUUUCACAUGGUGAUUGCUGCAAUCAAAUUGGUUGCCCUCUCCCCCUAUUGCUAGUUUCUGGAACUAGUAAGUGGAUCUGACACCAGUACAAUCAUGUGACAAUACUGUAAAACACCAAGUAUUUGCGUGGAUUUAUUUUGGCAAUUCACACCAAAAAUUUCAAAGUUUAAUCUGGGUUGAUUAAAACAUAAUGUAAUCUCUUCUAGUUUUCCAAUCAAAAAAACGUCUUUUGCAAUUUUUAGUUUCACGAUGCUACAAUGCAGAUCAUUUGCAAAAUUUGCGAAAAAUAAAUCAUGCACGAGGAUUUGGUGGCCUACGGAAUGGCAGUCUGUAAUAAUUAUGCACUUCACAAACUGUACAUGUACAUGUAUGUCACAACUACAGUGAAACCUCCCUUAGCAGACACCUCUCUAUUAAGUACAACCUCUCUAUUAAGGACACUAAUUUUGGUCCCUAAUUGGUUGUUUCCUUUCAGUUUGACCUCUCUAAUCAGGACACCUCUCUAUAAAGGACAGCAGUUGUCGGUCCCGAUGGUGUCCUUAAUAGGGAGGUUCUACUGUAUCUGAGGCAUUGUUCUGUUAUGACUGUAGUUUCACAUUGGCUGUUGAAAACCUUAAUUGUGUAGAGCUGCCACCUGUUGGUCGAAUGUGGAAGUAACCUCGCUGGCUUUGCAUGUCAGGCAGAGUUUAUGUCUAGAAGAUUGUACACAAUAAACGAAGAAAUUGCAUUA
Molecule: messenger RNA, 9336 nt
Organism: Lineus longissimus
Lineage: Eukaryota; Metazoa; Nemertea; Pilidiophora; Heteronemertea; Lineidae
Product: selenocysteine insertion sequence-binding protein 2-like
Exons: 15
Coding region: 91-4098 (1335 amino acids)
Biological process (GO): selenocysteine incorporation
Cellular component (GO): ribonucleoprotein complex
Molecular function (GO): selenocysteine insertion sequence binding; mRNA 3'-UTR binding; ribonucleoprotein complex binding
Source: RefSeq, a predicted model, not a curated record